CCCCCGGGGCCGCCCGCGGGUGGCACGUGCGGGAGGGGGCGGGACCGGCGCGCGGGCCGCCGGCGCCGCGGCCGGAAACAAUAGUGCCGGAGCCCGAGCCGCGCGGACCGGCGGCGGUGGCGGCGGCGGCGGGGAGGCGCGCGGAGUUGGACGGGGCACUAUGAGCGGAGAGGAGCAGUUUGUCAACAUCGAUCUGGAUGAUGACCACGUCUGCAGCGUCUGCAAGCUGGGAACGGACCGGGAGACCCUCUCCUUCUGCCACGUGUGUUUCGAGCUGAACAUUGAGGGAAUUCCAAAAUCUAAUCUCUUGCACACCACAUCAUUAAGGGGCCAUAAAGACUGCUUUGAAAAAUACCAUUUGAUUGCAAACCAGGAUUGUCCUCGAUCUAAGCUUUCCAAAAAUACUUAUUAUGAAGACGUUAAAGCCAUCUUGAGUAAGAAGAUAAACUGGAUUAUACAGUACGCACAAAAUAAGGAUGUGGAUUCGGAUCCGGAAUGCUCUAAACGUCCUCAGCAUCACCUGUUUAAUUUCAGGCAUAAGCCAGAUAAAAAGCUACUCCCACUCCCACAGUUUGACUCCCAGGUACCAAAGUAUUCUGCAAAGUGGCUAGAUGGAAGCACGGGUGGCCUCUCAGACUGUACACAGAGAAUAUUGCAGCAGAGGGAAAACUCAGACUUCGGGCUCGCUGUGUUACAAGGGUCAGGUGCCACUUUGUGCCACAAUAGUGUAUUGUGGCCUCCUGCUCACAGCCAGGCACAGAAGAAAGAAGACAGCAUCUCCAGUCCACAGGCUAGUGUCCAGACCCAGCAUCCACGUUACAGCAGAGAGGAGUUGAAUUCGAUGACUUCUGGUGAGGUAAAGCAACUGAAUGCAAAGCUCCAACAGCGAAUACAGGAAGUGUUUGAAGAGUUAACACGCCAAGUGCAAGAAAAAGAUUCUCUGGCCUCAGAGCUCCACGUCCGCCACGUUGCCAUCGAACAGCUUCUCAAGAACUAUUCCAAGUUGCCCUGUGUGCAAGUGGGGCGGACGGGCAUCAGGUCCCACCUGACAUGAGCAACGGAACUGAACUUACACUCACUUCCUGUGCCCUGCCACUUCCGGGUCUGGCAGGCUUGCAGUGUGGUCACUAAGUUUGUAGAACUUACAGGCAGUAUUCAACAUUUAUGCGAGAGAAAGCAGAUCCUCACACUCUAGUCUUCUAGGGUUCAUCAUUUUGGCUCAUUUGGGGAAUUUUUUCCCCCUUAAUUACUGAGUGGCCCUCCCUAACUUUAACCACAUGUGACUGUUUAAGUAUACUGUUACAGUGUGAUUUUAUGAAACAUAGUUUAAUGUAAUUCACCUCUCAAAACAGUAGAAGGUUAACAGACACCUUGGAUUAGUCUGAACUACUAAAGAUAACAAUUUUAAGAGGGAAGUUAAAUUCAUAAUAUCACCUCGUAUUUAUUAUGAGCAAUAUUUUAAUAUGAAAAUUUUAUAUAUAAAAAUGCUAUUUUAGGUACCUUUCCAUUCUCUUUAUAAAUGUGUAUUUGAAUGGCUCUGUGUAUUAUAUUUACACUUUCACGUGUGAAUAUCUUACCCAUGUUUCAGAUCUUACUGCAUUUUAUUCUCUUAAUACACUGCUUUUACAACUAUUACCUUGUUUUCCAAAGAUAAAUGUAUUUUGGAGUAGAAAUUUAUCUAGUUGAAUUGUUUAACUUCUAAUAACUCUUAUAAAGAGGAAUUAAUUCCUUUUUAAAGCAAAUAGGCAAGAAAAUAAAAUAUGUAAUUUUUUCUAACAAAAGCAGAUCUGAGCUUGUUCAGGAAGAAAAUGCUAAUCUAGCUUUUAUAUGUCAACAAGUCUGCAUAGAAGUUAGAGUCUCUUCUCUUUCAUUAUUAUUUUCAUUCUACUGACUUUGAUGUAUUAGAAUUUGGACAGAGUAAGUCAAGCCUUACUUGUAAGUCAAAUAGAUUAUCUUCAAGUUGAAUGUACUGUUAAAUUAUUGCCCUAUCUUUGAAAAAAAGUUAGUUAUUUUGUGUGCCACUUGGGAUCAUAGUUCAAGAAUCCUUAAACUGUCCAAAUUCUGUUUCACUGAAAUUAGUGCCUAAAGAAAGCAUUCUAGGGCAUUUUUCUAAACUUUGGAAUCUAAAGGGAAAGAGAAGAUUGCUUGACCCA
Pipistrellus kuhlii (Kuhl's pipistrelle) is the source of this 2153-nucleotide messenger RNA. It is a transcript of the gene CUNH21orf91, whose product is annotated as chromosome unknown C21orf91 homolog. The record is from RefSeq and is a predicted model, not a curated record. Lineage: Eukaryota; Metazoa; Chordata; Mammalia; Chiroptera; Vespertilionidae. The transcript is spliced from 5 exons. The coding region runs from base 161 to 1054 and encodes 297 amino acids.